Messenger RNA from Pochonia chlamydosporia 170, 660 nucleotides. RefSeq lists its product as hypothetical. The transcript has 2 exons. The record is from RefSeq and is a predicted model, not a curated record. NCBI's taxonomy places the organism in Eukaryota, Fungi, Ascomycota, Sordariomycetes, Hypocreales, Clavicipitaceae. Bases 1 to 660 code for a protein of 219 amino acids.
AUGUCGGCACUCGCACUCGCAUGUGCGCACAAUGUGAUUUCAAAAUAUGAUUCAAUGUUCCGGGCUCAGCUUAACGUAGGACUGGAGAGAGUCUCCUCGACAAGUCCGACGAGGCACAGGCACAAGCACUGGGGCUAUGGUGCGGCUUCACUGUCAGUGGCGGCGUGGAUUGUGGCGCGGGUUGCAGUUGCCAGGCUAGGCAGAAACACGUCAACUGGUCAGGUUGAAGUGAGGCUGACAUUGAAAAGGUCCUAUGAGCCCAAGAACCUCCAAGGUUGUCGGAGCCAAAACCUCGACUGCUCAGUCCUUGUCAACUUCACGCACCCAUCGCACAACCCAUCGAACCGCAACCCCGGACGGGAGGGCGUAAGCCUUAUUCCUAAUUCGACGGGGGAACGGAUCGUCCCGAAAUAUACCAGAACUGUGCCCAAUCAUUACGAUUUUUGUUUCCUCUGUCCGCUAGCUGCAGAUGCGCUAAACUGCAUUUCUGCUAUGGCGCGUCUCACAACAGCGGCUCACAACAUACUCCGCCGCUCACUAGCCAAGCCACUGAGACAGAAGCCAGACUUCUAUUGCUCUUUGUCUUGUGAGAAGACAACGUCGACUUCAUCCCACCCUUGUGGGUGGAGCGCCGGUGCUUAUCCAGUGCAUACGAAAUGA